Messenger RNA from Chenopodium quinoa (quinoa), 2592 nucleotides. Its product is annotated as proline-rich receptor-like protein kinase PERK1. The record is from RefSeq and is a predicted model, not a curated record. Gene Ontology annotation, molecular function: ATP binding; protein kinase activity. Lineage: Eukaryota; Viridiplantae; Streptophyta; Magnoliopsida; Caryophyllales; Amaranthaceae. The coding region runs from base 203 to 2320 and encodes 705 amino acids. The transcript has 8 exons. Gene Ontology annotation, biological process: protein phosphorylation.
GAAAAUAUAUGCGUGGGCCACCGUGUGGGUCCCACAUUUUAUUUAUUUCCUCUCUCCUCAGUCCUCCCAUGUGCAGUGUGAAAAACCCUCCCCACCCUCUCUCUCCUCUGUAAAAGCAACACACUCAGCAACUUAAACUCAAAUUCUCAUUUUCUCUCUCUUCUUCCACUUUUCUCUCUCUCUACUAAACUCUUCUUCUACAAUGUCGUCGCCGGCGCCGGCGACGUCUCCUCCCGUCACUAACACCACCACUCCUCCGCCGGCACCUUCCACUACUCCGCCACCAACCGCCGCUCCUCCUCCUACUACUACGCCUACCCCUUCUCCUCCUGCUCCUCCGCCGUCUACUCCGGCGACUUCUCCUCCUCCGUCGUCGUCAACUCCGGCGACUUCUCCACCUCCGACGUCGCCGACUUCUCCUCCUCCUACGACGUCGUCUCCUGCUCCCCCUACUGAUACCCCUUCACCCCCUGCUCCCCCCGGUGAAACCCCUUCUCCUCCUUCACCUCCUUCCGGCGGUGGCGGUGGCAGGUCGUCUCCUACUUCGCCUUCUGGUGGUGGGUCACCUUCACCUCCUUCGCGGUCUUCUACAUCGGGAUCAACUCCUUCUUCGGGCUCAUCACCGGGCUCAAGUUCGGGUUCGGGUUCGGAUUCUGGUGGGGGUAAUGGGAUAUCGACGGGGACGGUAGUAGGGAUAGCAAUUGCAGGAGUGGUGGUACUGGUGAUUUUGAGUAUAAUUUGUGUGUGUUGUGCUAAAAAGAAGAAGAAGAGAAGAAGAGAUGAAUAUGGUGGUGAAGGUUAUUAUAUUCCUCCUCCACCUCCUCAUGCUCCCAUUGGUCCUAAAGAUGGUCCAUAUGCUGUUCAAGCACAGCAGUGGCAGCAGAAUUAUCCUCCACCAGUUGAGCAUUAUCAGGUGCCGAAACCCCCUCCACCGCCUGCGGCCCCGCAACGGCCGCCUAGACCUCCUUCUCCCCAACCCCCACCGCCACCGCCACCGCCUGCACCGUUUAUGAGUAGUGGUGGAGGUUCAGGAUCCAGCUUCGGGUCUGAAUACCCACUUCCACCGCCUUCCCCUGGACUUUCACUCGGGUUUGUAAAGAGUCCCUUCUCUUAUGAGGAGUUGGCAAUGGCUACUAAUGGGUUCUCCGAGGACAACCUCCUGGGUCAAGGUGGUUUUGGGUAUGUCCACAAGGGUAUCCUUCCUAAUGGUAAGGAGGUUGCUGUUAAGUCUCUUAAAGCUGGUAGUGGACAGGGAGAGCGCGAAUUCCAGGCAGAAGUUGAAAUCAUCAGCCGAGUCCAUCACAAACAUCUUGUUUCUUUGGUUGGAUAUUGCAUUACUGGUGCACAUAGGUUGCUGGUUUACGAGUUCGUACCAAACGGUACCAUGGAGUUCCAUCUUCAUGGUAAAGGACAGCCUACCAUGGAAUGGCCUACAAGACUGAGGAUUGCCCUUGGAGCUGCAAAGGGGUUGGCAUAUUUGCACGAGGAUUGCCAUCCGAAAAUUAUUCAUCGGGAUAUUAAAGCUGCUAAUAUUCUUCUGGAUAACAAGUUCGAGGCAAUGGUUGCAGAUUUUGGACUGGCAAAGUUAUCUUCAGAUGUUAAUACUCAUAUAUCCACUCGUGUGAUGGGAACCUUUGGAUACCUGGCCCCUGAGUACGCUUCAAGUGGGAAACUUACAGAUAAAUCUGAUGUUUUCUCCUUUGGAGUAAUGCUUCUGGAAUUGAUUACUGGGCGACGGCCUGUUGACCCUACAAAUGCUUACAUGGAUGACAGUUUAGUUGAUUGGGCAAGACCUUUGCUGACAAGAGCUCUGGAAGAAAAUAACUUUGAUUCUCUUGUUGAUCCGCAUCUGCAAAACAAUUAUAACCCCAAUGAAAUGGCCCGCAUGGUCGCCUGUGCUGCUGCUUCUGUCCGUCACUCGGCACGACGCCGACCUCGAAUGAGCCAGGUUGUUAGAGCUUUGGAAGGAGAAGUGUCUCUAUCAGAUCUAAAUGAAGGAAUAAGACCUGGACACAGUUCAAUCUACAGCUCCUACGGAAGCUCAGAUUAUGAUACCUCCCAAUACAAGGAUGACAUGAAGAAAUUCAGACAGAUGGCUCUUCAAAGCACCGAGUAUGGCAGCAGCGAGUAUGGUGGGACAACCAGCGAGUAUGGCAUGUACCCAUCUGGUUCAAGUAGUGAAGCCCAAAGUCGCCAAACGACCCGAGAGAUGAAAGGAGAUAGUAAAGGUUUCAGCGAAGGUCAAAGCCGCCCAACUACUCGAGAGAUGGAGAUGGGAAAGAUGAAAGGAGAUAGUAGAGGUUUUAGUGGAAGCUCUUGAUGCAAAGAUUCUUGCAUCAUUUCUUCCUGUAAAGAAAAACCCUGAUGUGAAAAGGAAAAUUAAUUGUUUUAUAUAUUAGAUUGCGAGUGACGUGAUUCUAACACAAUUUUUUCGUUUUUUUUUGGCAUUCUUUUACCUUGCAGUGGAAUUAUUGGUUUUCACCUCAAUGUAUUUACUAUUGCUUUUACAGAGAGAGAACAUACUACAUAUUGGGCAAUUCUUUUGUAUAAUGAUUUUGGUUUCGUUGAGCUCAAUUGUGAAUAUUACUAUGA